Messenger RNA from Gastrolobium bilobum, 998 nucleotides. Its product is annotated as mitochondrial import inner membrane translocase subunit TIM23-2-like. The transcript has a single exon. Gene Ontology annotation, cellular component: TIM23 mitochondrial import inner membrane translocase complex; mitochondrial inner membrane. Gene Ontology annotation, molecular function: transmembrane protein transporter activity. The record is from RefSeq and is a predicted model, not a curated record. Gene Ontology annotation, biological process: protein import into mitochondrial matrix. The coding region runs from base 88 to 654 and encodes 188 amino acids. Lineage: Eukaryota; Viridiplantae; Streptophyta; Magnoliopsida; Fabales; Fabaceae.
GAAACUACACAGCGUCGUUCUUGUGCAACUCUCAGUUUCUCUCUCUAACACGCGAAACCCUAACCCUAGAGUCUGGAAGCCUCUCCCAUGGCGUACCAGACCCCAGAUCAAGAUUCAGAUCCCGAAUCCAAGAACCAAACCCGCCUCUACAACCCCUACAAAGACCUCGAAGUCCCCAUUCGAAACCUCUACCAGCUCCCAACCUCCCCCGAGUACCUCUUCGACGAGGAGGCUCGCCGUAAGCGACGUUCCUGGGGCGAGAACCUCACCUUUUACACCGGCUGCAGCUACCUCGCCGGUGCCGUUGGCGGAGCCGCCGUUGGCCUCGUUGACGGCGUCAAAUCCUUCGAGUCCGGAGACACCAUGAAGCUCCGAAUUAACAGGGUCCUGAACUCCUCCGGACAUUCGGGUCGGGCGUGGGGUAACCGCCUGGGUAUCAUCGGGUUGCUUUACGCCGGCAUCGAGAGCGGGAUUGAGGCGGCGAGGGACACGGAUGAUGUGUGGAACAGCGUGGCGGCGGGGCUCGGCACCGGCGCAUUGUAUCGAGCGGCGAGAGGGGUGAGAUCGGCUGCGGUGGCGGGUGCAGUUGGCGGAGUGGUGGUUGGAGUGGCUGUCACGGCGAAGCAGGCGUUGAAACGUUACGUGCCUAUAUGAGAACAUCACUUUUUGUGAGUUUUCAUAUUUUAUUUCAUUUUUAGUGGUUACUAUCAAUUUUGAGCUAUUAUUGAGGUAUAAAGUAUUAUACCUGUAUGUGGCAGUGCUGCUGUUGCAAACAAUUGUGUUUACUGCAUAUUUUUUGUUCAGCUUGAUAAUGGCUAACCUUUCUAAUGUAAUUCGUCGAAUCAUCUUUAAUGAAUAAUUGAGACCGCUUUAAUGCUGGAUAUAGUAUAAAAAUUAUUCUUCCCCUGCCAGUGCAUGGGAAUGGAAGAUUUGUGUAAACGGUGUUGUACAAUAAUGUUGUGAUAUAUGAUUUGAUAGAAGCUGAGUGGUUAGUUUAC